Molecule: messenger RNA, 1961 nt
Organism: Alligator sinensis (Chinese alligator)
Lineage: Eukaryota; Metazoa; Chordata; Crocodylia; Alligatoridae
Product: serum amyloid P-component-like
Exons: 3
Coding region: 658-1377 (239 amino acids)
Biological process (GO): innate immune response
Molecular function (GO): complement component C1q complex binding
Source: RefSeq, a predicted model, not a curated record
GAAAGGCCCAGCAGCGGCCGCUCGGUUCCUGCCCCGCGGGGCUCUGAGCAGGUGGAGAACAUGCAGCCCUUGGCCCUCAUCCUUGUCAGCCUUGCGGGAGCUGUCUCUCAAACAAGAGAAAAACCUGCAUUUUCUCACGUUUUUCUGUGGCGAACAGAAAACCCAGCUCCCUGCACAUGAUACUGGGUCAAUAAUUAUUAUGAUUUGACUGUGUCAAGGUGAGUCCAGGACAAAUGCUGUCCCGGAGUCAUUCAGCCUGGGAUUGGGACUUGAUGUUCACAUUUCAGGACUGUCCCGUCCAAUUAGGGAUGUGGGGGUCACCUUACCUGCUGCCCAGAUUGGAGGCUCUGACCAGCUCUGCUCUGCUCUGAUUGGAGGCCUGCUCUUGCCAGGCAGCUGUAAUCAGCUCCAUUGAUCUCCAAGUGUCAACACCGUUAGGUGCCCCUACCCCAGCAUCUCCAGCUCAAGCUGACCAGGAAGUAUUGGCACAUUGUUUGCACACUCCUGCUGCUGCCAUCACAGCUGGGAUAUAAGGAGGCGAGCAUCGAGGGCCCUGUGACUGGGGACGCACAGGCUCCACUGCAAAGCAGCUCGGCUCUCAUCCCUCCUCCUUCUUCCUGCCCUGACUGCUGCUGCUUUCCCAAAGUCCAAAAGAACAUGGAGAAGCUGCUGCUUUGGCUCCUGGUCCUGACUGGUCUUUCAGGCAUCACAGCCCAGGAAGAUCUCUUUGGCCACGUGCUCAUAUUCCCUAAGGCUUCUCCAACUGCCUAUAUCCCACUGGGAACCAAGAACAAGCAGUCGCUACAGAGCUUCACCGUCUGCCUGAGAUACUUCUCUGACCUGACCCGGGAUUACAGCCUCUUUUCCUACGCCAGCAGGACCAGCGACAAUGAGAUCCUCCUCUUCAGAAGUUUCCCUGACGUGUACAAGAUCUACAUAGGGGGGACAGCAGUGACCUUCCGAGUCCCAGAGAAAGAGAAGAAAUGGCCUGAGUGGGUCCACAUCUGCACCAGCUGGGAGUCUGCCACGGGCAUCGUCCAGCUGUGGGUGGAUGGGAAGCCCUUGCCCCGCAAAGGGCUGCAGAAAGGCUACUCUGUGAAGGCUGAAGCUGUUAUUCUGCUGGGCCAGGAUCAGGACUCUUAUGGGGCCGGGUUUGAUGAGAACCAGUCCUUUGUUGGGGAAAUCACUGAUGUGCACAUGUGGGACCAUGUUCUCACUCCAGCUGAAAUUCGACUGAUCAAGAACAAUGAGGUCCUGCCUUUGCACCCCAUGGACUGGCGGAACAUGAGCUAUGAAAUUAAAGGCUAUGUCCUGCUGAAACCCAGCCUGUGCCCCGUGUACCGUGCACCCCAAGCCACGCAGGAAGAGGAGCUGUGAAAGGGCCAGGCAAACCGGUGCUCCUCUGUGCCAGUGUGACCGUAUAAUGGGGCAGCCCCAGGGGUCUGGGCCCAUGGCUUUUCUGGGAAUGUUUUUCUGUGUGUGCAUGUGUGGCUGUGUCCAGCUGGGCCUAGUGUGCAGGUGUGUUUGUAUGUAGCUUAUGCAAAUAUUUAAGCUGCUGUUGUGUCCCUGUGGGCUCUGUGCUGUAACGUGACCCUGUCAUGUCCAGUGCCCUUUGCACAAAACCAGCGCUAUGGAAAGGCCACAGGGCACAGCUGAGUCUCAACUGCCCAUGCUCCUUGCACACAUCCAAGCAUUGCAGGCCCAGCUGCACCCAGACACAUACACGCACAUGCAUGCACACACACCCACACUCACACACACACUCACACAUACACCCACAUCUUAUCAGAAGCUUCAUCUUAUCAGAGACAAGCCACCAUCAUCAUUGUUGUCAUCGUCAGCAGCAGUAGUGCAUCUCAGCAUCCAGGUAAAAUGAAAUUCAAGGGUAAAUCACAGCUGAAAUGAAGGUUAAAACCCCGAAGGAAAUGAUGGUGCAGAAUCACAAUAAACACCACUGGCUU